This is a messenger RNA of Melampsora larici-populina 98AG31, 4566 nucleotides long. RefSeq lists its product as uncharacterized. The record is from RefSeq and is a predicted model, not a curated record. Lineage: Eukaryota; Fungi; Basidiomycota; Pucciniomycetes; Pucciniales; Melampsoraceae. The transcript is spliced from 5 exons. The coding region runs from base 1 to 4566 and encodes 1521 amino acids.
AUGUUGAACUCUCCGAUUGUGCCAUUGGCAGUGGUAGCUUUGCUAUCCUCUGCGAUUUGUAAGGCACCCGAUAGUGGCUACAGCGCAUCCAAUUCAUCAGACUCGGGCCACUCGAAUACUACGAAAACAACGAAUUCCACCCGCCCUGCUCCUGACAUGAUUGGAGACUCGGCCACAUAUGGAGCCAAUGACAGACGCCGAUUUGGUGCAAACGCUUUCAUUGGAUCUGCUGUCCGAUCGGAUCAACAGGCAGUCUUCAAGUCCCUGAUUGAUGAUGUUAGUGUGAUCGGGAGUCCUGUUCAAACAAAAGUGCUGGACUCGCACAAUUUUGGGUUUCCUAUCGAAGGCCCUAAUUAUGUGCAAAUCAAGUCUGGUGACAGUCGCACCAAGACUUUCUUUGACUCGCCAUCUUCUGGCUUCGUUACCUCCAACGACGGGAUCAGCAAAGAGACCUACGACAGUAAACCUGGAACCAUGCUAUUUGACCGAGGAGGAUUUUCGAUCUCCUUCAACCUUGAUUCCAAGAAGUUGAACGGGACGCAUGUAAUUCUCGCAUGGACUGAUCAAAUAAUCGGCAUGGACCACUCGCCUUACGCUGACUCGUUCUUAGUCUAUAUCGGUACUCCUGGCAACAUGACACAAGCACAGCUUAUGAUCAAUGAAACUAUCAAUUCCGAUCAUACGAUGGGAAACUUGACCCAAGGAAACUCGACUCAAAUGUUCAAGUCUAGCGGUCUCAACCAGCGCGCCAUUGAUAUGUCUAGCUUUAUGGACAAAAAGAUUGUCAUGGAAUUUUUGGUUGCAGAUGAGGGCGACCAAGUUGUCGAUGUUGCCUGUGCGCUUGAUGAUUUCCACUGGCAAUCCAUGGCGGGCAUGGGCUACCACCAGAUGAAUGCUCGUAGCGGAAUCCCCGGCCUAGAUAGUAUCCCCGGCCUUUCUGGCGGCAUCCCUGGUCUCUCUGGCGGCAUCCCUGGUCUCUCUGGCGGCAUCCCUGGCCUAUCGGGUGGCAUCCCCGGACUUUCUGGUGGUUCACGCUCCGGUGCUGGUGGUUCACCUUUUGGCCGUCGUUCCGAUGAUCAGCAAUACAACAAUCAGAACAACUAUCAGCAAUCUGACAACAACUAUCGUUCCAACUAUGGCUCUAACUCUAACAAUCAAAAUGGCCAGUACCAAGGCGGCCGACAGCAGCAACAAAACGGAGCCGGGUUUAUUCCACCCUUUGCCGAGCAAUUCAUUCCUGAAGGAGUUAAACAUAUCAUCAGACGUGACCAAUAUGAUCAGUACCAAGGUCAAUCACCAUACAACAACCCAAACUCCCAGUAUGACUCGUACCCCUCUCAACAACAAGGCGGAGCCGGAUUCAUCCCACCCUUUGCUGAGCAAUUCAUUCCUGAAGGAGUUAAGCAUAUCAUCAGACGUGACCAAUAUAAUCAGUACCAAGGUCAAUCACAAUACAACAACCCAAACUCACAAUCGGACUCAUACAAUUCUCAACAACAAAACGGAGCCGGAUUCAUCCCACCCUUUGCCGAGCAAUUCAUUCCUGAAGGGGUCAAACAUAUCAUUAGACGUUCAUAUGAUGAAGGAAGCCAAUACGAAGGUCAAUCUGGAUACAACAGUCCAAACCCACAAUCGGACUCGUACAAUUCUCAACAACAAAACGGAGCCGGGUUUAUUCCACCUUUUGCGCAACAGUUCAUUCCCGAUGGUGUGAAGCAUAUUCUACGUCGAUCUAACGGUGUAUCCGUUGAUGGUUAUGACAUGAAUGGUCAAUACUACGGAGGAGGACUUUCCGAUGAUAGUUCUGCUUGCCAAGAUGAUCAAAGUAGUCAGAAUGGCCAAAUUGCUCGGGAUGGUCAGAAUGCUCAAGGUUCUCAAAACGGUCAGAAUGUUCAAAACGGUCAAGGUGCUCAAAAUGGCCAGAAUAUUCAAAAUAGUAACAUCAAUCAAAAUGGUCAAGGCAAUCAAAGUGGUCAAGGCAAUCAAAACGCUCAAGGCGCACAAAGCGCUCAAGGUACUCAAAACGGCCAACAGUCCUCCCAAUCAUUUAGUGGUACUGGCGGUUCAAACUUCGGACAACCGAACUCAGGUCAAUUCCAAGGUUCUUUGUCCUAUGGCGCAUCUUCAGGAGGGCAACAAUCGCCUUCUUUCAAUGGGAAUCAAGGCGGAAACAUGAACGAUCAAAACCAACACCAGUCUUUCACUGAAGGAAACUUCAACGGUAAUACUCAACGUCAGUCCCAAGACCAAAGUCAAGAUGGCAACGGCGCAUCUUUAGGAUGGCAACAAUCGCCUUCUUUCAAUGGGAAUCGAGGCGGAAACAUGAACGAUCAAAACCAACACCAGUCUUUCACUUAUGGAAACUCCAACGGUAACACUCAACGACAGUUCCAAAACCCACAUCAAGGUGACAACGGCGCAUCUUCAGGAUGGCAACAAUCGCCUUCUUUCAAUGGGAAUCAAGGCGGAAAUAUGAACGAUCAAAACCAACACCAGUCUUUCACUUAUGGAAACUCCAACGGUAACACUCAACCUCAGUUCCAAGACCAACAACAAGGUGGCGAUCGUCAGAACAACGGGGGAAGCCAAUUCCUUCCUGGAUUUGCCGAGCAAUUGAUCCCUGAUGGUGUCAAGAACAUUUUCCGUCCAUCUGAUGCUCACAGUCAAGGCAUGUAUGGACAUCAAAAUACCGGCGGAUAUCCAAGGGAUGGUAAUUCUGGUCAAGAUGGGUUCAGUUCCUCUCGUCAAUCACAAGGAGGAAACAACGGUAACGCAGCUCAAUUCACCCCAAGUUCCGGAUCCGAUCAAAUGUCUUCUGAAACCUCGCCCAACUCUCAAAAUCGCCAAAACUCGAAUGGCACUGAUGCUUCAACUCACCCUUCUCAAUCGGGGACUAUGAACAACAACAAUUCUUCUGAUGCAAUCCCAGGUCAAGUUCAAGGUUCUUCGUCCAAUGGCGCAUCUUCAGGACGACAACAAUCGCCUUCUUUCAAUGGGAACCAACGCGGAAACAUGGACGAUCAAAACCAACGCCAGGCUCACACUGAUGGAAACUUCAACGGCAACACUCAACGUCAGUUCCAAGCCCAACAACAAGGUUACAACGAUCAUCAGAACAACGGGGGAAGCCAAUUCAUCCCUGGAUUCGCCGAGCGAUUUAUCCCUGAUGGUGUUAAGAACAUUUUCCGUCCAUCUGAUGCUCACAGUCAAGGCAUGUAUGGACAUCAAAAUACCGGCGGAUAUCCGAGGGAUGGUAAUUCUGGUCAAGAUGGGUUCAGUUCCUCUCGUCAAUCACAAGGAGGAAACAACGGUAACGCAGCUCAAUUCACCCCAAGUUCCGGAUCCGAUCAAAUGUCUUCUGAAACCUCGCCCAACUCUCAAAAUCGCCAAAACUCGAAUGGCACUGAUGCUUCAACUCACCCUUCUCAAUCGGAGACUAUGAACAACAACAAUUCUCCUGAUGCAAACUCAGGUCAAUUCCAAGGUUCCUCGUUCGAUGGUGCAUCUUCAGGACGACAACAAUCGCCUUCUUUCAAUGGGAAUCAAGGGGGAAACAUGAACGACCAAAACCAACACCCGUCUUUCACUUAUGGAAACUCCAACGGUAACACUCAACGUCAGUUCCAAAACCCACAUCAAGGUGACAACGAUCAUUACCAACAAGGUGGCGAUCGUCAGAACAACGGGGGAAGCCAAUUCCUUCCUGGAUUUGCCGAGCAAUUUAUCCCUGAUGGUGUCAAGAACAUUUUCCGUCCAUCUGAUGAUCACAGUCAAGGCAUGGAUGGACAUCAAAAUACCGGCGGAUAUCCAAGGGAUGGUAAUUCUGGUCAAGAUGGGUUCAGUUCCUCUCGUCAAUCACAAGGAGGAAACAACGGUAACGCGGCUCAAUUCACCCCAAGUUCCGGAUCCGAUCAAAUGUCUUCUGAAACCUCGCCCAACUCUCAAAAUCGCCAAAACUCGAAUGGCAGUGAUGCUUCAACCCAUCUUUCUCAAUCGCAGACUAUGAACAAUAACAAUUCUCCUGAUGGGAAUACCGUAUCAAAUGAAAACGCUGGAAGAAGCAGCCCAUCAAUUUCCGGCUCAUCGUCCUUCAUGGGUAACAACUUUGAAGGUUCUUCGGGAGGUCAAACAAGUGUUCCGAACUCACCUUCUGACUCUUCAUUUAGUCAGAGCUACAACUAUUCCACCUCUGGGACAACAGCACCGGCUUCCAACUCCACAUCGGCUACUGAUUCUACCACAGCUUCGACUUCAACCCCGUCUUCGAACUCUACCAUGGAUUCUAAUUCUACCAAGGGGAACUUUGAUUCGGAGACCGAUGGCCAGUCAUCAACUUCGGAUCAAAUGACGGGCGACACACAAAACCAAGACCGUCCUACUACCAAUCGUCAAGGCUCGACCCAUCCUGACCGAUUGGGUGGAUAUACUCACCGAACUCAGCAUAACGAGGGUGAUGUUGAAUCAGCUCCGAAUGACAAGGAGGGAUAUGCUCACCCUGAUCAUACUGAGGGAAAAUUGAAACGUCGUCAAUUCAUUCCAGCUGGCUUUCAAGCUCUAUUUCAAUGA